Microplitis demolitor is the source of this 1061-nucleotide messenger RNA. Its product is annotated as EB module-containing protein-6. The record is from RefSeq and is a predicted model, not a curated record. Lineage: Eukaryota; Metazoa; Arthropoda; Insecta; Hymenoptera; Braconidae. The transcript has 6 exons. Bases 116 to 868 code for a protein of 250 amino acids.
AUUCAUUCUUCUAUUCAUUCUUUCCUCAUCUCUUGCAUCUGCCGGUCGCGAGUUAUUUUUAUUUUCGUUAUUUAUUAUCACCAGUGUCUCAAAACUAUUUGAAUAAUUAUCAACAAUGAAGAUUUUAGUAACAGUAAUUACAUAUUUAUUAUUAGUUUCAUUUAUUUACGUUAAUUGUGUAGAAAAUACGACUAAAAAAUACGACUACAGUAUUCAUGUUGACCGAAUAUCUCUUAAGGACGUUAAAUUUCCAUGUAGAAAUGAUACGCGAUGCAUACAAGUGUAUAAUGAUUCCAUAUGUGCGAAUGGAUAUUGUUGGUGUCGCGACGCACCAGGAAGUAAGCCUUAUUACUGUAAUUUAGAACACGUCACUUUAUAUCCAAAAUUAUUUGGUGUCGUAGGACGUAUAUGUAAACAUGAUGGAGAUUGUGGUUUUGAUAAUGGCUUUUGUAAUACAACAAGACAUCAAUGUUUUUGUAAUCCUGAAUUUACUGCUGAUACUAAACGCCACAAGUGUUUACCAAUCGUUAAGAACAUAAGUGGAGCGUGUGAGGAUAAUACACAAUGUCAUGCUGGUAUUCCAAAUUCAAAGUGUCAUAAUAAAAUAUGUGAAUGUGAAGAGGGUUAUCAUUUUGUUGAUAAUAAAUGUUGGAAAACUGCAGCAUACUUGGAGCCAUGUUCUGAUGACAAUGAAUGUUUUUUUGGAGUUAAAUCUGACCCAAAGGGUGUCAAAUGUAUAAAUAAUGUAUGCAAUUGCACGGUCAAUUAUUUUUUCUUUGAAAAUACAUGUUCUGGUGCUGAUAUAUUGAACUACUUAUCAGUAAUAGGAAUAAUUUUAUUGAGCGUAUUUAUAUUUAUCUGCACAUAAUAUAAUAAAUCAUUUAAAAAAUGAUUUAUUUUUGCUGAUAAUAAUAUUGAUAGCUGUUAGAUUCUGCUGCAUGGGAUUCAAAUAUUUUUACAUAUAAUUUUAAUUUGUAAAUAAGUUAAUAAUUAUUAUAAUUCAUAAUAUAUAAAUAAUGUAAUUAAUUUAUUAAUUUAUUUAUUUAUUUAUUAUAUAUCGA